Molecule: messenger RNA, 750 nt
Organism: Penicillium oxalicum
Lineage: Eukaryota; Fungi; Ascomycota; Eurotiomycetes; Eurotiales; Aspergillaceae
Product: mitochondrial 37S ribosomal protein bS21m
Exons: 1
Coding region: 1-750 (249 amino acids)
Biological process (GO): mitochondrial translational initiation; translation
Cellular component (GO): mitochondrial small ribosomal subunit; ribosome
Molecular function (GO): structural constituent of ribosome
Source: RefSeq, a predicted model, not a curated record
AUGGACACCCGUCUCCUGGCACGCGGCCUCCGCGCCCGGCCAUCGCCAUGGCUCCUCAAUGCUCGCCAGCAACAGCAGCCUUUUUUCCUCACGACCCUCCGCUACAACUCCUCAAAUCCCUCGUCACAGACUACUACUUCUUCUACCUCUACUGCUUCUUCAUCCUCUUCCUCUUCUCCCUCUACUGCUACGUCUGCCCCUUCUUCCUCGUCCUCGACUGGCCCCUCCUCCUCCGAACAAUCCACUCCGCAAACAACACCCGCACCGGUCGAAGAACAACAACCUUCCUCCAAGCCUCAACCCACCAAGACCGUCGCCUCCGACUUUGACGAGAUCCUCAACAAGCUCGACCUCGGCAACCGCAGCAUCCUCAAUUCCAAGGGUGAACCUCGCCGCAUCUUCUCCGACGCCGUCUCCCGCUCCGUCGGCGGCGUCGGCUCGCAGGCCUUCAAGGACCGUGCCGCUCAGCAGCUCGCUUCUCGCAAAUUGGAAUUGAAGCUGGGACCGACACUGGGUCGCCAGGUCCACGUUGAGCCGGAGCGCGGUCUGGAUCUGCCUGCUGCUAUUCGUCAGCUGGAGAUUACUUGCAGCACGAAUAAGAUCAAGUCGGAUGCGCAUGAGCAAAAGUUCCACAAGCGCAAGGGUGCGCUGCGGAAGGAGUUGCGCCGGACGAGGUGGAGGAAGCUUUUCCGUUUCUCGUUCCAGGAGACUGUGAAGAAGAUCCAGCGUAUGCAAGCGCAGGGCUGGUAA